Molecule: messenger RNA, 725 nt
Organism: Helianthus annuus (common sunflower)
Lineage: Eukaryota; Viridiplantae; Streptophyta; Magnoliopsida; Asterales; Asteraceae
Exons: 2
Coding region: 25-645 (206 amino acids)
Source: RefSeq, a predicted model, not a curated record
AAGGGAUAAGCUACACAAAAUAUAAUGGCUGUUUGUGAUUUUAACAUGUGUUUUACAUUUGUAUGGGCCGGAUGGGAGGGAACUGCACAUGACACGAGAAUUUUUAAUCAAGCGUUAGAUAAUGUGGGACUUCAAUUUCCACAUCCCACGGGUGAUAAAUAUUACGUUGUUGAUGCCGGAUACCCAAAUACUAGAGGGUAUCUUGCUCCAUACAAAGGCACGGACAUUCGUUAUCAUAUAGCGGAUUUUCGACGUGCACAAACUAGCGCUAUGGGUGCUCAUCAAGGACCAAAAGAGACAUUUAAUUAUUACCACUCAUCGUUGCGAAAUAUCAUUGAACGGACUUUUGGAGUGUGGAAAGCUAGGUGGGCGUUAUUGAGAGAUAUGCAUGUUGGUUUCACGUACAACCACCAAGUGAGUAUUGUGAUAGCAUCGAUGGCGCUCCAUAAUUUUAUUAGGAGGGCCGGUGGGUUUGAUGACUUAUUUGAUAUUGCACAACAAGAAUCUUACAAUCCCAGAGGAGGUGGUACUAGUGACGAAGUUCACGCAGAAGUUCAGGCUACAAGUCGUACACAUGAUGAUGAUCUGCAUAUGGCAGCGAUCCGAGAUAUCAUUGCGCAAGAUAUAAUGACAUUGCGGGGAUGAACAUGCAAUCGUUUCUAUUGUAGGGAUGAAUGUACUAUAAGAACUAUGGUGAUAUUAUUGUGCUUUUGGGUUUGUUUGUU